UCACUUCCCUCCAGGCUGUUCUCUAAAGAAGCUCCAGAGCGUUAGCGUUCGUGUAGAAGUAACUCCAAGAGAAGAAUCCACUUGUUCAUCAAUAACAGUGUCUCUUUUUAGUGCAUAAUGUGCACACAUGCUUAAAUUGUGCUUGCACAGGAAGAUGGAGUUUACAAGCCUGAACACGUCAACUAAAAGUGACAAUGCAGAUGGCGGGUGGCACAUGGUGAUUGCCCCUUGCUCAGCUGAGAAAAGCUCAGAUCAGCAAGACCAGCUGGACGGGGAGUCCUGUAGAAGCCUUCCAAGGGCACAUUUUCUGCGUCCUAGCUGUUUUCGUGCUGCAGCAGAGCGAGGUGCCUUCUCUCCUGAGAACUAUGACCUCUGCUUCAAGGGUGAAUGGCAACAGGAUCAAAGCUCCUGGGACAGGAAGAGUUCUGCAAGUGUGGUCCAUUCAUGUAGUUCAAACCCACUAGCACAGCCAGGAUUUUACAGUCCCAAAAUUCCACGAUCCAGACAUUGUGAACCUUCAACAGUGUUUUCCGGGACAAAAAACAAAGAGGAGCACUAUGCUCACACUUUGCCAUUACCUCACACCAAAUUAGCUGUUCUCAAUCAAAGUGAACUGUCCUGCAGGCCACAAGGAAUCAAGACCUCAGUAGUGGAAAAACCUCGACUGAUGAGAGCCGCGAUUACUCCAAUUAAUCCAAUCCAACAGCAGACAUAUGACCAAGAAUUUCAGCAAGUUAAAGACGAGGAGAUCCAGACUCAGUGUUUCUCCAGUAUGCAUGAGUGUUCACUGAACGUAACUAGAACAGAGAUCUCCAAGAAGGAGGAAUGUCUCUGGAAUCAUUGUGACCGUGCACAGUCCACAAAAAAACAGAGUUUUCUCAGUGUAAAGAAAUGGGCUCAAGAUCCACAUGUGUUCAACAACACCCUUACACUUUCACAAACUCCAUCUUCACCAGACCAUCAGAAUCUACAGAGAGAUAGUAAGCUUGCUGGAUACUGUAAGCUCAGUGUGUACAAAGGCACCUGUUUUAGCUCCCAUACUCUUCAAAAUGGUUCAAACUGCGAUUCAUCUGGCCAAUCUUAUGCCAGAGACACUCAAAGCAACACCAAACAGAAGAACAACCAAGACUCCAGUGAAGAUGAAAAUUAUUCAAUUAGCAACAGUAAUAAAAGGCGAGGGGACACAAAGUCAAAGAACGUGUUUGGUCAGCCCCGUGUGAUUGCUAUACUCCGGUCAAGCUGCAACCAACAACCUGUUCACAAGACAACUGUAGUGGAGGACCUGAAAAAACUCCUUCUCAUGGAUGAAGUUACUGACUCGCCAAGCCAAACAAACAGAAGUGCGACUGGUUUAUCUUCACCAAAGCCCAUAAUGUUCUCAAGCCCUGUUCUCUCCAGACACCCUGUCCCCAGACCCAACCAUCUCUCUCUUCAGUCUGACCCUACAGUGUGCCCGCCACCAUGUGGGCUCUCUGAUACACUUGUGUGGAACCGGGAUGAUCAAGAACCCAAGAAUCAGACCAAUACAGCCUGCAAGCUUGAUUGGAACAGCUUGUUGAAUGCAGCCAGGGCUUAUGAAACCCAGGAGAUGGCCAAGCUCCUGUCUGGUGAGUCCCAAAACAUGCAGUCAGGUAGAAGUCCUGAAGCACUCAAUCCACAGCUUCCAGAUGCUCUUAAUAAAACUUCAGAUGACUUUCAUGACCAGCUUUCUCACCUAGAGGACAUGCUGAUGAGGCUCAGCACUGAUCUCCUGAAGGAAAAGAAGGACAAAGUGGCUUUACUGGCUGAAGUGUUGAAACUUCACGUGAGCAACCAGCACCUGAAAGAAGAAUCGCUUUCGGCUAAUGCACAGCUGCACAAAAUCUGCCAGAUGUUUAACAUAAACCCUGAAUCAGUGGAGUAGAGGAAAAGAGGAAACAAGCACCAUGAGACUUUUAAUAACAAUUUAAAUGGUUUAAACAUUAAUUGACCAUGAAUAAAACAUUAUGACAAUGAAAGAGUUCUUUUAAGACUCCCCAAAAUGUAAAAAAAAAAAAAUAUUUAAGUUAUAUUAAAACCUGAAUAAACCUUCCAAACACACAA
Clarias gariepinus (North African catfish) is the source of this 2082-nucleotide messenger RNA. RefSeq lists its product as uncharacterized. NCBI's taxonomy places the organism in Eukaryota, Metazoa, Chordata, Actinopteri, Siluriformes, Clariidae. The transcript has 11 exons. The coding region runs from base 128 to 1903 and encodes 591 amino acids. The record is from RefSeq and is a predicted model, not a curated record.